GCGUUAACCGCUGGCAUGAACCCCCACCAUCCGGGCCACUCCGCAGCCUACCCCCACCAUCCUUCGCUCUCGAGCAGUCCGCAUCAUCCGGGGCCCGGUGGGCCGCAUCAUGGGUAUGGGACCGGUGGAGGUGGCGGAGGUGGCGGUGGCGGCACCACGACCACCCCCGACUUACCCAGCCCGCACUCACCCCAGCAUACUGGCGGUGCCGGCGAUCCCGCCACCCCCUAUGGUGCCCUGCAACCUGGACAGGGCAUGGGCAGCAACGGACAUCAUCAUACCGGUGGCGGCAUGAUGCCGGAUCAUCCACACCACCCCGGACACCCUCAUCCCCACAUGCCGGGGCAUCCCGCGUACCCGCCGGUUAAUCACAACAAUAAUUGCACGCUCAAGCAAGAGGGUGUCCCAAGCGGGUCAGCGGGCCUUCGGCAAUGCGCCGCCUGCGGUGUACAAAUAGUGGAAAGAUGGCUGUUGCUAGCGAUGGACCGGUACUGGCACAUUGGCUGUCUCAAGUGCUCGUAUUGCAGCGUAGUAUUGGGAGAGAUCGGCGGGUCCUGCUACACCAAAGGCGGCAUGAUUCUCUGCAAAACCGACUACAGACGAAUGUUCGGCAGCAGCGGCGUCUGCGGGAGUUGUGGCAACGCGAUACCCGCGAACGAACUGGUCAUGAGGGCUGGCGAAUCGGUGUUUCAUGUGAAAUGCUUCAACUGCAAUAAGUGUGGCGGUCCUCUCGUCUCUGGCGACAGAUAUUACUUACUGUCGGGCUCGCCAGUUUGCGAAUCCGAUUGGCACAAAAUCGUGAAAUCGUCGAGCGUCGCGGCAGCGGCAGCCGCGGCGGGCGGAAACAGCGGCGCGCCCGUUAGGAAAGGUAAGGUCGGCAGGCCUCGAAGGAGCCGCGAAUGA
Wasmannia auropunctata (little fire ant) is the source of this 903-nucleotide messenger RNA. RefSeq names its product LIM/homeobox protein Lhx9. Lineage: Eukaryota; Metazoa; Arthropoda; Insecta; Hymenoptera; Formicidae. The record is from RefSeq and is a predicted model, not a curated record. The coding region runs from base 16 to 903 and encodes 295 amino acids. The transcript is spliced from 4 exons.